GUCUUUUCUCGCCCUAAUCUGAGAGGCAGAGGCAAAGCAAGCAAGCAAUGCCGAGCUUCGUUGUGAAUCCGCUGUCUCUGUGCAUCCCCCAGUCGAGCUUCGAAGCUUGGCUCAAGGAUAAGGGGUUUCUGGAGAUUCUGGAAAAGUGUACGCUGGACAACGCCAUCAUCGCCGGGCAGGGAUCGUUCGUUGCGCUGUGUAAGCUGCUCAAGCUCAACCCCUUUGAGAGCCUCACGGUGGAGGACCUGGGUAAGAAGCCGGUGCCGUGGACGGCAGAAUUUCUGGAUUGCGGCAAGGGACCGGCCGAGACCUACUCGUGGCCGAUGAGUGUCACCCAAGUCAAGUUCAGGAUGGACGAGAAUUUGAAGCGCUACACGGGCAACUAUCUCGUCCUCAUCGCGAUCACCUUCGCCUGCGUCUUGUAUAAAAUGCCUCUGGCUUUGCUGGGCGUGGUGUCCUUGUUUGGCCUGUGGGAUGGGCUGAGGAUCCUCAUCAACACGUUCAAGAUACAGAGGCACGGCGUGUUGUUCCGCUUGCUGGUGGCGCUCGGGAAUGUUGGCACAAUGCUCCUUCUCAUGUACUGCAGGGUGGCACUGGCCUUGAUCUGCGCAGCAGCUCUAAGCUUUACAGUGUUGGUCUUGCACAGCUCCAUGAGGAAGAUCACACCACCAAAUACGUGAGAGAAAGAUUUCGAAGUUUUAUUUUAGUAGUACCUAGGGUUGUGGGGCUGGACGCAAGGCGG
Messenger RNA from Selaginella moellendorffii, 742 nucleotides. Its product is annotated as PRA1 family protein H-like. Gene Ontology annotation, cellular component: Golgi apparatus; endoplasmic reticulum. Gene Ontology annotation, biological process: vesicle-mediated transport. Lineage: Eukaryota; Viridiplantae; Streptophyta; Lycopodiopsida; Selaginellales; Selaginellaceae. The transcript is spliced from 4 exons. The coding region runs from base 48 to 680 and encodes 210 amino acids. The record is from RefSeq and is a predicted model, not a curated record.